CAGAUCAUGAGCAGCAACUCGGCCCCCACCGCAGCUGGGCCGCUCUGCUACGAGCACCUGAACGGAUCCUGUGUGAAAACCCCCUACUCGCCCGCAUCCCGGGUGAUUCUGUACGCGGUGUACGGCUUUGGGGCCGUGCUGGCCGUGUUUGGGAACCUCCUGGUGAUGACUGCCAUCCUGCAUUUCACGCAGCUGCACUCACCAACCAAUUUUCUCAUCGCCUCUCUGGCCUGUGCAGACUUCCUGGUGGGAGUGACUGUGAUGCCCUUCAGCAUGGUCAGGUCCGUGGAGAGCUGCUGGUACUUUGGGCAAAGUUUCUGUGCUUUGCACACAUGCUGUGAUGUGGCAUUUUGUUACUCUUCUCUCUUCCACCUGUCCUUCAUCUCCAUCGACAGGUACAUUGCUGUGACUGACCCCCUGGUCUAUCCCACCAAGUUCACGGUGUCUGUGUCAGGGGUCUGCAUCAGCAUCUCCUGGAUCCUGCCCAUCACUUACAGUGGUGCCGUGUUCUACACGGGGGCCCAUGAGAAUGGGCUGGAGGAAUUGUCUAGGGCCCUCAACUGUGUAGGAGGCUGUCAGAUAGUUAUAAAUCAAAACUGGGUAUUGGUACAUUUUCUAUCCUUCUUUAUAGAUAUCUUUGUGAUGCUAAUUCUCUAUUGUAAUAUUUUCCUUGUGGCCAGACAACAGGCUAAAAAGAUUGAAAAUACUGGUGGCAAAACAGAGUCAUCAUCAGAAAGUUACAAAUCCAGAGUGGCCAAGAGAGAGAGGAAAGCAGCUAAAACCCUGGGCAUCACGGUCAUAGCAUUCAUGAUUUCGUGGUUACCAUAUAGUAUUGACUCAUUAAUCGAUGCCUUUAUGGGCUUCAUAACCCCGGCCUAUAUUUAUGAGAUUUGCUGUUGGUGUACUUAUUAUAACUCAGCCAUGAACCCUUUGAUCUAUGCUUUAUUUUACCCUUGGUUUAGGAAAGCCAUCAAAGUUAUUGUGAGUGGUGGGGUUUUCAAGAACGGUUCUGCAAGCCUGAAUUUGUUCUCUGAACAAAUGUUAAGUCAUUGGGUUGAGGAAGUUAAAGGGAUUGGCUUCAGCAUCUUCUGUAUCCUGCCCCUGGCAUACAGUGGUGCCAAGAUGUACACAGAUGUCAGAGAUGAUGGGAUGGAGGGAUUAGUAAUCGUUCUCUGCUUAAAAUCCAAACAGCCCGGCAAAACGAGGGGGUGUGGUCAGGUUUGCGCAGGGCUCCUGGAGCGCACGCCGGCCCCACACUGCGCCUGCGCGCUACCGCCGCUCUCAGCCCUGCGGAUGCUCUCAGCCCUGCGGAUGCUCUCAGCCCUGCGGAUGCGUCCAGCCCAUAUCUCCCAGCCUCAACACACACCUCUCUCUGCCUGGGAAACCCCUCGAGCAGGCUGGUCCCCAGCUGCAGUGCGCAGUCUCAUCCCCGUGGCUUCUCGUUGCCGAGCACGUGGGGCGGGGCCUUCAGGAGCUGCAGCACGUGGCCUCGGUUUGCGGCUCCCGGGCUCUGGGGCUCGGGCUCAGCUUUGCGGUGCACGGACUCAGUUGCUCCUUGGCCUCUGGGAUCUUUCCUGA
Cervus elaphus (red deer) is the source of this 1578-nucleotide messenger RNA. Its product is annotated as trace amine-associated receptor 6-like. The transcript has 4 exons. Gene Ontology annotation, cellular component: membrane. The record is from RefSeq and is a predicted model, not a curated record. Lineage: Eukaryota; Metazoa; Chordata; Mammalia; Artiodactyla; Cervidae. Gene Ontology annotation, biological process: G protein-coupled receptor signaling pathway. Gene Ontology annotation, molecular function: trace-amine receptor activity. The coding region runs from base 7 to 1578 and encodes 523 amino acids.